Fimicolochytrium jonesii is the source of this 2188-nucleotide messenger RNA. RefSeq lists its product as uncharacterized. Lineage: Eukaryota; Fungi; Chytridiomycota; Chytridiomycetes; Spizellomycetales; Powellomycetaceae. The transcript is spliced from 2 exons. The record is from RefSeq and is a predicted model, not a curated record. Bases 277 to 1971 code for a protein of 564 amino acids.
GUUUUGCCAGAGGCGGCCGUGCCUCAUGGGGAGGGAUCCGUUUGAAUAAGCGCGUUCUAUAUCAAAACCAUCAAGAGAAGUUGGCGGGCCCUCCUUGCAGGGGCAAAGACCUUGCUUCCUUCUUCGUUCUCCGUUCUCCUCUCUCCGCUAAAGAGAGCGACCGGCUGAGGAAAGAAAUAUAUAUACAACGCCUGCCUAUUCGGUGCCCACGGAGAACCGGCCCGACGCUUGUACCUCCACCACCGACCGAUACCUUAGAUACAUUACCAGCCCGGCAUGGCUCAAAGAGACUUCUUCGGGAAAGGGUCGUCCAGCUCCGGCGGGGGUGAAGGCCUGUUGGGGGACAUCAUGGGGGCCUUCGACCAACUGCUGGACAGUCAGGACGACGCAAGCACCAGUGGCCCGUCGACCAGAACUUCACACAGUACGGAUGGAGAGACGAGACCUUCCUCCGUCUCGCGGCAGACUCCAACGUACGAAUCGUCCCGUGCAGCCAAACACGCACCCCCUCCGGCUUUCACUGCGAAGGUACAUAAAAUCGGCGGUGGGAACAUAUCGCAAACCAAAGAUGACAGCAGAAUAGGGUCGAGGGAUAGGGACUCGGUCUCACCUCGGGACGUGCUCAAGUCGCUACGUGGGCAUGCCUCAUCCAUAGAUCUGACGGGGAAGGGCAAUGAGGGUGGAGCUCGGGACGACUUUAGGAGCAAAAAUCGAAGAGGUCUGGGGAGGACAGACAGCACACCCGCUGUAUCUUCCACUUUGGGGUCGGGGCGAUCACAUGCAAGAGAGGGACCGGUACCGGCGCUGGCGUCAAUGUCUUCGUUUCUCGACGAUGGGAAGCUCCCGAGUUCGCAAUGGCGUCCAUCGCAAACCACCCGGGACGCCCCACCACUGAAUGGUAAACCUGCAGCAUUCAAUCGCGCUGCAAGAUACGGACGAGCUCCUCGCGCUGCGUCAUCGACAGAAUCGGAGUCGGAGGCUUCGGAAUGGGAUGCCAGCAACUCUGACAGUGAUACCCCAGUUAGGCCAGUGAUCACUGGUCCCAUGUACGGCCGCGCCGCAAGGAGGAUAGCUAUGCAGCAAAAAGCAACGCUGGAGCAGAAGCGGCAGGCGAGUUUAGAAGCUGCUGCUGCUGCCGCCGCCGCCGCCGCUGCCAUUGCGCCCUCCACCUCCUCGUCUCUGUCUACAUCGAAAUCUUUACAUAAUUUGACACACCGAGGAAAUACCAAUACGGCGCCGUCCAACAGCAGCGGCAACUCAUCCGGAAGCAGCCCAUUCGGGAACGCGGCAAAGGCAACGAUAUCACGCUCAAAAUCCGCGGCCCAUCUGCCAUCACACCUGCAACCCAUCAUCCCCACACCACCACAGUCACCUGUGAAACUGACACCGCACUUCAAAGUCCAACCUCUCAUCACUGGUUUCCGCGAAUACGUCCCAAAGCCGUCAAUCCAUGACGCUGACAAUGAGAACAAAGACUCUCCAGCGACCUCGCCCUCCGCCACCACACCAGCACCUGAAACUCCGACCGAGACAGGCGCAGUGAAUUCGCCAACUAUACCGCAAGCCCCACAGACACCCCCACUGGAGCCGUACGCCCAGUUCUAUCAGAUUCAACAGCAAUACGCAGCGUAUGCCGCAUAUAUGAUGCAGCAACAGCAAGCGUAUGCGCAGAUGUUCGGAGGACCACCCGCAGCUGCCGGAGGAUAUCCUGGGUAUCCGCAGCCGAUGGUCUCUGCGGAUGGCAAGCAAUCGAAGAAGAAAUCUUCGAAGAAGGGGGCCAAAAAGUCGAAGAAGAAGAGGUCCCAGGUUGAGGGCGAACCUGGAGCGGGUGUGGAUGCUUCGACGCCCGAAGGGACGCCGGAAGGGACGCCGGAAGGAACGUCUAUGGUGGAAGCGGAACAGCCGGUCAAGGCCGCAACAGCGAAUGAUGUGCCACAGACAGACGCAGACAUCCCGAUCGCCGCCGAGUGAUCUCAUGCAUGAGCAAUCGUGUCAUCAUCCUCAUAUCAUGGGUGUGUCGCUUCUUUAGUAGACCCUUUCAACCCUUAUAGACUUCUAUCGUCUAGUGCCACCUCCAAUUUUGCCGGCGUAUAUGCGCUUCCUCAUAUGCUUCUUUAUAUAAUUUUUUUUUGCAAUAGAAUAUGCUAUGAUACGUAGGUUUUCAAUCAGAUACGUUCACAACGUCGUC